AUGAGACAACUGACAGAAGAAGAAACCAGAGUUGUAUUUGAGAAACUCGCAGCAUACAUUGGUAGAAAUAUUUCUUAUCUUGUCGACAAUAAAGAAAAUCCACAUGUGUUUAGAUUACAAAAGGACAGAGUUUAUUACGUACCAGAGAAUGUUGCCAAACUAGCUACUAGUGUUGCCAGACCAAACCUUAUGUCUGUUGGUAUAUGUUUAGGUAAAUUUACAAAGACAGGGAAGUUUAGAUUACAUAUUACAUCUUUAUCUAUUCUAGCACAACAUGCUAAAUAUAAGAUUUGGAUUAAACAAAAUGGUGAAAUGCCUUUCCUAUAUGGUAAUCAUGUCUUAAAGGCACAUGUCGGUAAAAUGUCUGAUGAUAUCCCAGAACAUGCAGGUGUCAUUGUAUUCUCUAUGCAUGAUGCUCCACUUGGUUUUGGUGUUAGUGCUAAGAGUACUUCUGAAGCAAGAAAUUUACAACCUACUGCCAUUGUUGCAUUUAGACAAGCUGAUAUUGGUGAGUAUCUAAGAGAUGAAGAUACUUUGUUCACUUAG
Maudiozyma saulgeensis is the source of this 546-nucleotide messenger RNA. NCBI's taxonomy places the organism in Eukaryota, Fungi, Ascomycota, Saccharomycetes, Saccharomycetales, Saccharomycetaceae. The record is from the annotation of a GenBank genome assembly.